AUGGAAAGGAUCACGGAUAAGAUCGCAGCCCUCAGGCCCAAAGAUAACUACUUCUCACUGGAGUUCUUCCCACCGAAGACCCAGCAGGGCUUUUCCAACCUCAAUGCCCGUCUCUCACGCAUGGCGCACUCGCUGCGCCCGCUCUUCGUCAAUGUCACCUGGGGAGCGGGUGGCAGCACGUCUGCUAAAUCGCUGGCACUAGCGGAAGUCACUCAACGCGAACUCGGCCUCACCACGUGUUUGCACCUCACGUGCACGAACAUGUCCCGAAAGCUCAUCGACGAGGCGUUAGAACAAGCCAAGGUGCUGGGCAUCCGGAACAUCCUCGCCUUGCGUGGUGAUCCGCCGAGGAGCGACGAGUAUAGGGAUGAUUCCUUACCAGAUGCGGAAGAGGAUGACAGCAACAAAGAUUUCACAUGGGCCGUAGACUUGGUGAAGUACAUACGUAAGCAAUAUGGCAGCUACUUCUGUGUUGGAGUGGCUGGAUACCCUGAAGGACAUUCAGAUCAGUCACACCCAGAACAUCAGUCAGUGGAGCAUGACCUCUCUUACUUGGUAGAGAAGACCAGUGCUGGAGCGGAUUUCAUCAUGACGCAGCUCUUCUAUGACCUCGAUGCUUACCAGAGAUACGAGAAGAGGCUUCGCGAGCAUGAGUCUGGUGUCUUCAAGACGAUACCAAUCAUCCCAGGCCUCAUGCCGAUACAGAGCUACCAGAUCCUCCGCCGCACCACAAAACUCAGCCACGCUGCGCUUCCUCCAGAGAUGCUGAGAAGAUUGGAGGCAGUGAAGACGGACGAUGAAGCAGUGAAGAGAGUCGGCGUGGACAUCCUGAGCGAGAUUGUGGAAAACAUGAAGGGCAUGGACAGCUCAGGCCCGCGGGGUUUUCACUUCUACACCCUCAAUCUUGAGAAGGUGGUGGCCCAGAUUCUGGAGCGGACCGAUCUCAUUCCUCCCGAGAAACUUGCUCUCAAUGGCGAGUUCAAUGUCUCGGCAGACGGAGAAGCUGUUGCAGUGGAGGAAGCGGACGACUUCGUGUUGGUCGACGACGCCAAGAAGAAGGAGCACAGGCGGAAGUCUUCUAUUGCCAAUUCUCAGGCACGAAAUCGCGUAAUUGUCUCAAGAACACGAGCCUCAAGUACGAGUAGCAAUCGUACCUCGGCUUACGAAGCGUUCGAUGACGAAGCAGGUGUACCACAGGAGAAGAGCAACAGUCAUGCUAAUACGCUUGCGAUCUCCGAAGGCGAAGGUGCACUGGGGCGAGAAGCGACUUGGGAUGACUACCCGAACGGUCGUUGGGGGGACGCGCGCUCUCCCGCGUAUGGUGAAAUCGAUGGAUAUGGUGUCAGUCUGCACGUGAGCGUGCCCGAAGCCAAGCGUCUUUGGGGAGAGCCUACCUCGGCAGAGGACAUAUCAAGCAGCUUCAGGAGACACCUUGAAGGCGAGAUCAGCUCGGUCCCUUGGUCUGAAGAGAGCCUACAGCCCGAGACUCUUACCAUCAAGAAUGAGCUGCUGAAGCUCAUCAAUAAAGGAUGGUGGACAGUCGCUUCUCAGCCUGCCGUGAACGGCGUCCCUUCGACAGACUCAGUCUUUGGUUGGGGACCUCGCAACGGCUUCGUGUUUCAGAAGCCAUUCGUGGAAUUCUUCAUUCCUUCUGCAGAAUGGAAAUCUCUGCAGGCCAAACUUGACAAGCACCCGCAGAUUACGUACUUUGCUGGCAACGCAAAGGGAGACUUGGUGGCAUCGGAUGAAGAAUCCGUCAACCCGGUGACCUGGGGCACCUUUACGGCCAAGGAGAUCAUCACGCCCACGAUUAUUGAAGCUGUGUCGUUCAAGGCAUGGUUGGAAGAGGCGUUCGGGAUCUGGGCAGAGUGGCAGCGCAUUUACAAACCCGGAUCAGAGAGCAGUAGAUUGCUGGAGCGCAUUCGCAAAGACUACUGGCUCGCCAGUGUGAUCCAUCACGGUUUCCUGGAGAAGGGAGCGCUCUGGGAUGAUCUCUUGGAGGAGUGA
This is a messenger RNA of Lecanosticta acicola, 2007 nucleotides long. NCBI's taxonomy places the organism in Eukaryota, Fungi, Ascomycota, Dothideomycetes, Mycosphaerellales, Mycosphaerellaceae. The record is from the annotation of a GenBank genome assembly.